Molecule: messenger RNA, 647 nt
Organism: Camelina sativa (false flax)
Lineage: Eukaryota; Viridiplantae; Streptophyta; Magnoliopsida; Brassicales; Brassicaceae
Source: RefSeq, a predicted model, not a curated record
UAUUUAUUGAUAUCUAUGUUAAAGAUGUCCUGAAUGCCAGAGAAAAGCAGAAACAAAAUCUUAGUAAAUGCUUCCAACCUCUUCUUCAACGGUUGUCGCAUGAGGAAUUUCAAACUGUCAUCCUUCCAGCAGCUGUUAAAAUGUUGAAGCGCAAUCCAGAAAUUGUCUUGGAAUCUGUUGGCUUUCUAUUAGCUAAUGUUAACAUUGAUUUAAGUAAGUAUGCCCUGGAACUGCUACCAGUUAUAUUACCACAAGCUCGACAUGUGGAUGAAGACAGGCGUCUUGGAGCUUUGUCAAUGGUUAGGUGCUUAAGUGAAAAAUCAAGUAAUCCUGAUACUAUAGAAGCCAUGUUUGCUUCAGUUAAAGCCAUAAUUGGAGGUUCUGAAGGAAGACUUCAAUCUCCACAUCAAAGAAUUGGAAUGCUGAAUGCAGUGCAAGAACUUGCAAGUGCUCCUGAAGGAAAGUAUAUUGGUUGUUUGUCGACGACAGUAUGCAGCUUUCUCAUAGCCUGCUACAAGGAUGAAGGAAAUGAAGACGUAAAAAUUUCUAUCUUGUCUGCCGUUGCUUCCUGGGCGUCACGAUCUUCUGAUANCAGAAGGGACACUUCAAAGUUGACCAAGAAAGCUGGUAUAAAUCUACCUCUAUAG